AUGUUGGAGAUCUCUGUUCUGAGGGAGGCAGCAGUGAGGACAAUCCUCAAAGCAGGGGCUACUACUUCCAAAUGUUUGAUUAUUUCCCCUUUGGAUGAGAACACUGUGAUAUUUGACAUUCACAUCCUCAGUAAAACCAAGGCAGUCCCAGUUCACCAAAUAAUAACUUUUCCACUUCCUUACAUCACCCAGGACCUGAAUUGCUUCCCUUCUCCAAUUGUAGAGGCCCAGUGCAGGUCCUCCAGCUGCAUAGAUUAUGAUGGAAGCCAAACAUUGGAGAAGACAUGGGUGAUUGUUGGCUGCACCUGUGUUACCCCCCUCGUCCACCACGUGGACUGUGAUCUACACAUCAUCUCAGCUGAAGAAGUUACAGAAAUGCCACUUUUGCUCAGCAACAAAUCCUUCCUGUGCCCAGUGCCCUCCACAUCAAAGAAGUUUUAG
Molecule: messenger RNA, 441 nt
Organism: Orycteropus afer afer
Lineage: Eukaryota; Metazoa; Chordata; Mammalia; Tubulidentata; Orycteropodidae
Source: RefSeq, a predicted model, not a curated record